This is a messenger RNA of Anoplophora glabripennis (Asian longhorned beetle), 975 nucleotides long. RefSeq lists its product as uncharacterized. Bases 156 to 746 code for a protein of 196 amino acids. The transcript has 2 exons. The record is from RefSeq and is a predicted model, not a curated record. Lineage: Eukaryota; Metazoa; Arthropoda; Insecta; Coleoptera; Cerambycidae.
AGGGGCGGCAAGAAUUGGAACACAUUUUAACAUUCUUAUGGAUUGAUUCAGAAUCUGUCAAUGAAGAUGCAGUUCUGAAUAAUGUUGAAGCUAAAAGUUCGGAUAAUACAGAAAAUUUAAGUCCUCAUAAAACUACAUGGACUUAUGAGUCUACAAUGGCUCUGAUUACAUCGGUUGAGUCGAGAUAUGAAGACUUAUUUCAUGUUCAUAAAAAGAAAACUUUUUGGAAUGUAAUUCAUGAGGAGCUGCUGAGCCAAGGACUCAAUUUUCCACCAAAAACAUGCCAAAAAAAAUGGGAGAACUUAGUUAGAACUUAUAAAAGUUCAAAAGAUCUGAAAACUAAGACAGGUCGUGGUCCUACUAAAUUUAUGUUUUUCAAUAGAAUGGAUGAAAUAUUAGGCGAUACACCAACAAAUUCAAGUCCACAUUCGAUUGACGUAUGUAAUAUUUCCCAAGUAGAAAGCACACAUCAGGAUUCUAAUAGUAAUGUGAUUGAAGAAUGUACACCGUCAAUAGGUAAGAGAAAAAGGCAAACCGCUACCAUGCAAUAUAUAACAAUGAAAAAAAGAUAUUUUGAGGCAAAGGAAAAGGAAAAUGCAGAGAAAAGUGAAAGAAAAAUGAGCUACCUGGAAGAAAUGGUAACCUUAAAGAAAGUAAGAAACGAACUGACAAGAAAGAAAUUAGAAUUAGAAGAAAGAAAAGUUGUUGCUCUUGAGAGACUUGCAUUCACAACUGCGACUGAUUAACAUGUUUCAUAUUUAUUGUUUAUAUAUUUAUUAUUAUUUCAUUAGAUUUGUUUUAAAAGGUACCUAUGUGCCAGUGCCAAAAAUAUAAAAAGUGAUGUCAUUUCGACAUGUGAACCUGCUCGGCGAGUAAUGCGAUUCCUUAUGGGCAUCGGGCAAAUUACAUUUCUCGCAUACCUUACCCAUUGUGUGAGUCCAUAUCUUGAAAUAAUGUCAAGUUCUUUAUUUUUGG